Molecule: messenger RNA, 3229 nt
Organism: Lemur catta (Ring-tailed lemur)
Lineage: Eukaryota; Metazoa; Chordata; Mammalia; Primates; Lemuridae
Gene: AFF1
Product: AF4/FMR2 family member 1
Exons: 15
Coding region: 259-3213 (984 amino acids)
Biological process (GO): regulation of gene expression
Cellular component (GO): super elongation complex
Source: RefSeq, a predicted model, not a curated record
AGCGAGCGGGCGAGCGGGGAGCGCGCGCGGCCCCUGCGCACUCGGCCGCCGCCUGCGCGCGUCGCGGGCCGAGCUUGCACUGUCGCCCCGCGGCUCGGGAGCUGCGCCCCGGGAGGACGCGCCGCCUUGCGCUGCCCGCCCCUUCCCCGCCACAACAGGUCAGGGGAGGGCGGAGGUGACGCGGGCGCACGACCCGGGACUGGACGCAGAAGGGUCUGGAAGAUGAACAGACUUGCCUCUCCCCACUGACGGGCAGCGAUGGCAUUUACUGAAAGAGUCAACAGUCGUGACAACAGUUUGUACAAUGAUGACAGAAACCUGCUUCGAAUUAGAGAGAAGGAAAGACGAAACCAGGAAGCUCACCAAGAAAAAGAGGCAUUUCCUGAAAAGAUCCCCCUUUUUGGAGAGCCCUACAAGACAGCAAAAGGUGAUGAGCUGUCUAGUCGCAUACAGAACAUGCUGGGGAACUAUGAAGAAGUGAAAGAGUUCCUCAGUGCCAAGCCCCACGCCCAUGGCCUGGAUGCUUCUGAAAACAGGCUGGGAAGGCCGAGGUACCCUGUGAUUCCCGACAAGGGGAGCAGCAUUGCACCCCACUCCUUCCCCGCCGGUGUGCCCCGCCAGUCCCUUCUCACUCCUGCCCCUGGCCCCCUCCCUGCCGGUGCCGUGAGCCACAAUCCAAAGAUGGCGCAGCCGCGAAUGGAGCCCAUGCCCAGUCUCCAUGCCAAAAGCUAUGGCCCGCCGGACGGCCAGCACCUGACUCAGGGCCGCCUCGCUCAGGAGGCCUGCGGCUCUCAUCAUCACAAGAAGGGUGACCGCAGAGCUGACGGAGGUCACUGUGCUCCGGUGACGGACUUGGCUCCCGACAGGGCGCUUUCUCCCUUCAUCUCCUCUCUGCCCUCCCCGGUACCCCCGCUGUCACCUGCACAUUCCAGCCAGCAAGCUCUCACCAGAACCCAGGGAGGCGGCAAGGGGCACGGCGGUGACAGUAACGGCAAAGGCUGCUGCCCGGCCAGAUCCCCCAGGGACCUGGCCGUGAAGGUCCCCGGGAAAGAGGCCCCCGAAGACAGCGCGGUGGCCGCUGCCGGCCUCGGGGCCGCCCCCCCGCAGCCGCCUUCUCAGGCGUUCCCGCCGCCCUCGCUGCCCGCCAAGAGCCUGGCCAUGCAGCAGAAGCCCACGGCCUACGUCCGGCCCAUGGACGGCCAGGAGCAGGCGCCCAGCGAGUCCCCGGAGCUGAAGCCGCCGCCCGGGGACUACCGGCCGCAGGCCUUCGAGAAGGCCGGCCCGAAGGCGCCCGCCAGAGCCAGGCUCAGCAAACUGAAGAUGCCGCCUCAGCCGGCCGAGCAGACCUACUCCAAUGAAGCCCAUUGUGUUGAAGAGAUUCUGAAGGAAAUGACCCAUUCAUGGCCGCCUCCCCUGACAGCAAUACACACGCCUAGUACAGCAGAGCCGUCCAAAUUUCCUUUCCCCGCAAAGGAUUCUCAGCACAUCAGUUCUGCAACCCAAAACCAAAAACAAUAUGAUACAUCUUCCAAAACCCACCCCAAUUCUCAGCAAGGAACAUCCAUGCUCGAAGAUGACCUUCAGCUUAGUGACAGUGAGGACAGUGACAGUGAACAGACCCCAGAGAAGCCUCCUUCCUCAUCUGCACCUCCAAGCGCCCCGCAGCCGCUCCCGGCACCGGCGGCCUCAGCACAUUCCAGCAGCGCCGAGUCAGAGAGCACCAGCGACUCCGACAGCUCCUCGGACUCCGAGAGCGAGAGCAGCUCGAGCGACAGCGACGAGAAUGAGCCCCUGGAAGCCCCGGCUGCGGAGCCCGAGCCUCCAACGACAAACAAAUGGCAGCUGGACAACUGGCUGACCAAGGUGAGCCAGCCGGCGGUGGCCCCCGAGGGCCCGGGCAGCGCAGAGCCCCCGCGGCGGCACCAGGAGGGCAAGGGCGGCAGCGACAGUGGCACCGCCAGCCAGGAGCGUCCUGAAUCCAAAGAUCCUCCCCCAAAAAGCUCAGGCAAAGCCCCCCGCGUCCCCUCCGAAGACCCCCAGCUUGGAAAGAGAAGCUGCCCGAAGUCUCUGGCCCAGCAGGAGCCCCCGCAGAGGCAGACGGUGGGCAGCAAACAGCCCCGGAAGGCGGCCAAGGCCCCGGGCCCGGCCCCGGCCGGCCUGCAGGCGGAGGGCGAGCCCGGGCUCCCGCAAGGCCCGAACGACCAGGCGUCCAAAGACAAGCCCAAGGUGAAGACGAAAGGCAGGCCCCGGGCUGCGGGCAGCAGGGAGCCGAGGCCCGCGGCGCCCGCCGCCUGCGACAAGAGGAAGCACAAGAGCUCCGUCCCGGCCCCGUCUAAGGCGCUCGCCGGCCCAGAGGCCACCAAGGACGAUGUGGAGGACAGGAGCCCCGGGCAGUUUGCCCUUGUCCCCCUGACUCAGAGCCAGGGCCCCCCCCACAGUGGCGGCGGCGGUGGCAGGACUAGUGGCUGCCGCCAGGCCGUGGUCGUCCAGGAGGACGGCCGCAGAGACAAACUCCCGUUGCCUCCGAGAGACGCCAGGCUGCUCUCGCCGCUCAGGGACACUCCUCCCCCGCAAAGCCUGAUGGUGAAGAUCAACCUAGACCUCCUGUCGCGGGUCCCCCAGCCCCCCGGGAAGGGGAGCCGCCCAAAGAAACCGGAAGAGAAGCAGCCGCCCACGGGGAAGAAGCAGGAUUCUGAGAAGAGAGGCUCGGACGCCUCGAGCAAGUUGGCCAAAAAGAGAAAGGGUGAAGCAGAAAGAGACUAUGAUAACAAAAAAGUCAGACUGGAGAAAGAAACCAAAUCACAGUCCUCUUCAUCCUCAUCCUCCUCCUCCUCCCACAAAGAAUCUUCUAAAACAAAGACGCCCCGGCCCUCUUCAGAGCCCUCAAAGAAGGAAAUGCUUCCUCCCCCACCAGUGUCCUCCUCCUCCUCCUCCUCCACCGCCGCCUCCCAGAAGCCAGCCAAGCCUGCACAUAAGAGGUCAAGGCGGGAACCAGACGCCUGUGGCCAGGAACCUCCCAAAAGUGCCAGUAAUAGCAAGAGCAACCACAAAGACUCUUCCGUUCCCAAGCACAGAAAAGUGGAGGGGAAGGGCUCCGGAAGCUCCACGGAACACAGAGGACCUUCCAGAGACGCUGCAAACCCUUUUCCAGUGCCUUCGUUGCCAAAUGGUAACUCCAAACCAGGGAAACCGCAAGUGAAGUCUGACAAGUAAGACUUGGGACUCCUUC